Maudiozyma saulgeensis is the source of this 1818-nucleotide messenger RNA. Lineage: Eukaryota; Fungi; Ascomycota; Saccharomycetes; Saccharomycetales; Saccharomycetaceae. The record is from the annotation of a GenBank genome assembly.
AUGGCGAUGACGUCAGAUAAAGAUGAUGAAACAUCUAAAUUUCAUGGAACUAGUUUAAUUAGAAAAAAUUUAAAACAUCUAACAUUAGAUGAAUCAAAUUCACAACCAACAUCUGAAUCAAAUAUUCAAUUGCAUGAAAAGAAUGAUAGUAAGAAUUUACCAUCAAUUUCAAAUAAUUUAAAAUUAAACAUGAAUAAUGGUGGAUUAUACCUGAAGAGAGGUAUUAAAAAAAAAUUAACAUUAAAUUCAAAUAAUAAUUUUAGAGGUGGUAGUAAUUCUUUGUUUACAAAUAAUACCAAUAGUAAUGAAAAUAAAAUAAUUAUUCAACAAAAUCCAACAAUUAAUGAUACUCUACAACAACAACAACAACAACAAGAUAAUGACAGGGGGUCUUCUUCGUUAAUUAAUAAUCAAUCAAGUAUACAAUCUACUACUUUAACUUUGCCUGCUAAUAAUGAUAAAAAAUCAUCCUCUUUAAUAUCUCAUAUUAUUGCAAGAUCACAACAUCAUCAACAACAAAAACUUAGAGGUAAUGGUAGUAAAUCUCCACAAGGAUCUACUUCUCGUGAUAAUAAGAAUAUUGUUACUGGUAGUGAUAAUGGUUUAGACAAUAAUAAUAAUAAUAAUAAUAUUAAUAUUAAUAUUAAUAAUAAUAAUGAUGGUAAUAAUAAUAAUAUAGAUGGCAAUGGUGAGGAUACUGGUGAAGAUGAUAGUACACCUCUAAGAACAAUGUCAUCAAUGCCAAAUCUUUCAAGAACACCAGUUCCAAAACAUAGAAAAGCAAGUCAAUAUCAAUUACAAGAUUUAGUUCAAUUGGGAAAAAUUGGUUCUGGUAAUUCAGGAACUGUAUUAAAAGUUUUACAUGUGCCAACAUCAACAAUAAUAUCAAAAAAAGUGAUACCAAUCGAAAAAAAUAAUGAUAUUAUUAAUAAACAACUAUUAAGUGAAUUACAAAUUAUGAAAAAUAUUCAACCUCAUCCAAAUAUUAUUACUUUCUAUGGUGCAUAUUUAAAACAAUCUGUUAAUUAUGAUAUUAUUAUAUUAAUGGAAUAUAUGGAUUGUGGAUCGUUAGAUAAAAUUUUACGUGUAUUUAAAAAUUUUGUUAAGAGGGAUCAACAACAAAAUCCUUUAUUUAAACCACGUACAACAUGGUUUAAUAUGCCAGUUGUAAUGUCAAAAAUUUCAUUUGCUGUACUUUCAGGUUUGAAUUAUCUUUAUACGUAUUACAAAAUUAUUCAUAGAGAUAUUAAACCUUCUAAUGUCCUUGUGAAUGGGAAAGGUACCGUCAAGAUUUGUGAUUUUGGUGUAUCAAAAAAAUUAAUUAAUUCUGUUGCAGAUACUUUUGUCGGUACUUCGACAUAUAUGUCACCAGAGAGAAUUCAAGGGAAUGGUUAUUCUGUGAAAGGUGAUGUAUGGUCAUUAGGUUUAAUGGUCAUUGAAUUAAUUACAGGUGAUUUCCCUCUAGGAGGUCAUAAUGAUACGCCUCGUGGAAUAUUAGAUUUAUUACAACGAAUCGUCAAUGAACCUGCACCAAUAUUACCAAAUGAGGAAACAUUCCCAAAGAAUUUAAAAAAUUUCGUUGAUAGAUGUUGUGUGAAAGAGGCUAAAGACAGAGGUUCAAUUAGUGAAUUACUUCAACAUGAUUUUAUCACUCAUUUCAAUAAUAAUAAAGAUGGAGAAUUAAAUGAAAAAUAUGAUAUUGAAUUUAAAAGAUGGUGUAGAAAAAUUAAAUAUAAAGUUAAGAUGGAUAAACAGAUACGACGUGAUAUAGUAGAAAGGGCUAAGCUUGAAAAAUCGAAAUUGCAACAAGUAUCAUAA